Messenger RNA from Amphimedon queenslandica, 1223 nucleotides. RefSeq names its product myb-like protein X. Lineage: Eukaryota; Metazoa; Porifera; Demospongiae; Haplosclerida; Niphatidae. The annotation marks the transcript as partial. The transcript has a single exon. The record is from RefSeq and is a predicted model, not a curated record.
UAGAGAAUAAACAAGAAUCUGAAGAACAAAAAGAAUCAGAAGUCUCAGACAAUAACCAUUCUUCUGAAUCAGCAAAUCCCGAAGAUGCAAAAGAGAAAGAGCAAAUAGUUAUAGAUGAGACACGUCCUGCACAAAUAGAAAAUGAAGUAACAGAGAAAGAACCAGACAAGGAGUCUGUGACUAGUGGACUCUCUCCUCAAAAAACACCAGAUCAUGAAGAAGCAAAGCAGACAGAAGUUGUGGAUAGCAAGCCUUCUUCUCCUCCCCCUCCUCCUUCAACCUCAUCCACAGCUCCUGAGCCAGAGGACAAUUUUAAAAAGAAGGAAGCUCGGGUUCGAAUAGUUUCGCCUCCUCCACGUUCACCUUCUUCAUCUCAUUCUUCUUCUGCUCCAUCAUCAGACUCUGAUAUUAAUAAAGAUAAGUUAGCCAAAGAAACAAAAAAUGAAGAGCAGAAACAAGAUAUUCAAGAGACUGGCCCUACAGAAGACUUGGCAAAAGUAGAAGACAAAGCAGCUAGUGAGGCAGCUAAUGAGGAAACUGCAUUGGUUGAUAAAACAGAGGAGAAAGGGUCUGUGGAAGGAUUAGAAGAGAAAGGAGAGCAACCAGUAGCUGAAGGUGAAGAGAAAAACAGACAAGAAGAGGACAAAUCACCCGUGGGAUUGAAUGAAGGUGAAAUGGAAGAAGUAAAAGAAGAGGCUAGUGGAAAUGAUAAUGAAGGGCCAGAGGGCAAAGAAAAGAUUUCAAACUCUGAGGAAAGAAGCAAAGAGCCAACUGAUGAAGGAGCAAUUGAAGAAAAGAAUGAUAGUGAAGUUAAAGAAGGAGAGAAAGAAAGUUCAGUUGAUGGCUCAGCUCAAGCAGUAGAGCAACUUGAAGCUGAUAAAAAGGAGAAUGAAGAGAAAUCAGAAGCUACAGAAGGGACAGGAUUGGAGGCUAAAUCAAAGGAAAGCAAUGGACAAGAUGGGCCAGUAGGAACCGAUACUGAAAAAGAGGUAGCAGAGUCUUCAAAGGAAAAUGAAGAAAUAAAAUCAAACAGCAAUGAAGUUAUACAAGAAAACCAAGGAACCACAGAACUUGGAGAGACUGAGAAGAAAGAGGCAGUAGAUGAUGGAGCUAAAGAAGACCAACCUAGCAAUACAGAAGAGGAGGAGGAAGGAAAGUCAUCUAGACGAGGAUCAGAAAUCAUCUCACAAAUUGAUCAAAAUAAAGAUACUGUUAAUAAUUCU